This is a messenger RNA of Sphaeramia orbicularis (orbiculate cardinalfish), 1906 nucleotides long. RefSeq names its product UDP-glucuronate decarboxylase 1 (gene uxs1). The transcript is spliced from 15 exons. Gene Ontology annotation, biological process: D-xylose metabolic process. Lineage: Eukaryota; Metazoa; Chordata; Actinopteri; Kurtiformes; Apogonidae. Gene Ontology annotation, molecular function: UDP-glucuronate decarboxylase activity; NAD+ binding. Gene Ontology annotation, cellular component: cytoplasm. The record is from RefSeq and is a predicted model, not a curated record. Bases 1 to 1260 code for a protein of 419 amino acids.
AUGAUGAAGCGAGUCAUCUGGCUGAUAUCAGGAGUAAAUAGAAGAAUGAUGAAGCUACUUUUUGCCCUCGCUUUGAUCGCCUACAUCGCCUCUGUCUGGGGAACGUAUACAAACAUGAGAUCAAUACAGGAACAUGGAGAAAUGAAGAUUGAGCAAAGAAUUGAUGAAGCUGUCGCUCCACUCAGAGAGAAGAUUCGUGAUCUGGAACAAAGUUUUUCUCAGAAAUACCCACCUGUGAAAUUCCUGUCAGAAAAAGAUCGGAAAAGAAUUUUGAUUACUGGAGGGGCUGGUUUUGUGGGUUCCCAUCUGACCGACAAGCUGAUGAUGGAUGGCCAUGAAGUAACUGUAGUGGACAACUUCUUCACAGGGAGAAAAAGGAAUGUGGAGCACUGGAUUGGCCACGAAAACUUUGAGCUCAUCAAUCAUGACGUUGUAGAGCCUCUUUAUAUAGAGGUGGACCAGAUCUAUCACCUGGCAUCUCCAGCCUCUCCUCCAAACUACAUGUAUAACCCCAUAAAAACCCUCAAAACUAACACCAUUGGCACCCUAAAUAUGCUUGGAUUGGCCAAACGUGUGGGUGCCAGACUCCUCCUCGCGUCAACAUCUGAGGUUUAUGGAGACCCAGAAGUGCAUCCUCAAAAUGAAGAAUACUGGGGUCACGUGAACCCUAUCGGCCCUCGAGCAUGCUACGAUGAAGGAAAACGAGUAGCAGAGACCAUGUGUUAUGCCUACAUGAAACAGGAGGGAGUAGAGGUGAGAGUGGCAAGGAUCUUCAACACGUUUGGCUCCCGUAUGCACAUGAAUGACGGACGGGUUGUCAGCAACUUCAUCUUACAGGCUCUACAGGGAGAACCUCUUACAGUUUAUGGUACUGGUUCCCAGACAAGAGCCUUUCAGUAUGUAAGUGAUCUUGUGAAUGGUCUGGUGUUGUUGAUGAACAGUAACAUCAGCAGUCCAGUAAAUCUGGGAAACCCAGAGGAGCAUACCAUAUUGGAGUUUGCUCGUCUCAUCAAAAGUCUCGUCGUGAGCCGCAGUCAGAUUCAGUUCCUUCCAGAGGCUCAGGAUGACCCUCAGAGACGAAGACCAGACAUCCGAAAAGCCAAGAUGAUGCUUGGCUGGGAGCCAGUGGUGCCACUGGAGGAGGGUCUGAAUAAAACCAUCCAGUACUUCAACAGAGAACUGGAGCACCAGGCUAACAACCAGUACAUCCCCAAACCUAAAGCCGCUCGCAUGAAGAAAGGUCGACCGAGACACAACUGAGGUGGGGCUUCCCACUGCUGACUCUCCCACUGCACAGAGGAAUGUUAGGAAUCCUCAGACAACACAUCUCUGAAAUACACUGACUGUUUCUGGGGAUAUCGUGUCUUUUUUCUUUCUUUGGUUCUUUUUUUUUUUUUUUUGUACCCCAAAAUCUAAGGAAAAACUCACUCUUUCAAAAGGGUACUACCUUGCAUCUGCACUGGCGGAUGAAGACUCCGUCGCUAAAGCUUGUGUUUUGAUGGGACGAGCCUGGUUCAAAGAAUGACAGCAGUUAAAGAGAAAAAAAACUCAAACCCAGCCUACGUGUUUUUUGUGAUUUUUGUGCUUUUUCCUAUUUAAAAUGCUGACUCGAGAGACUUGUUUGAGCAAACAGACUACGAUCCACUGGAUGAUUCCUCCUCCUUUAAGUGGCAUGUCACUACCUUUUCAACUAUAAUGCACCACACUGUAGGACCGGGAAACCUAAUCACGGCAUCAUUAAAUGUGUCUCGGGUGUGAAAUCUCAUGUGAGGAUGUGCAGUUUGAAUUUCAGGUGAAGACGCUAUUUUAAUAAAAAUAUUUCCAAUAUUUUGUGUAUAAUACAACUAGGGAGGAAAAUAUUUGUGCGUAUGACAAAUCUGUAGAACUACUUUCUUUGGCUGGAAAA